AUGCCCCACCUAUCCACCCCCCUAACUCUGUCCGCCACGGGCAGCAUCGUCGGCUCCGCCUGGAUAUCAGGCGGCAUCAGUGCCCUAUCCAUCUGCGCCAUCCCCGCCGUCCUCGCGAGCGGCGCGCCGACCGACGGCCUGGUGCGCGCCUGGUACGCCCAGUUCAGCCGCGCGCUGCACAUGCCCGCGAUCGCUGUCGUCGCCUCGCUCAACUACUUCUACCUGGCGUACCGGCAUAACGCCGCGGGUCGCGAGUGGCGGGGUUACGCGGCUGGUGGCGUGGCGAAUUUGCUGCUGCCGCCGUUUACGGUGGUCUUCAUCCAUGGCAUCAACUCUACCCUGAUGGCAAGCAUGUCGGCGAGCGCUGCGGCUGCUGGAAAGGGGCUGACGCAUGAUGCGGCGAGGCAGCUCAUCGCACGAUGGGGGAACUUGAAUUUCUAUCGGAUUUUCCCUCCUUUGGCGGGCGCGGCUCUGGGAUUGUGGAACUUGCUGCAAUAG
Messenger RNA from Anthostomella pinea, 498 nucleotides. Lineage: Eukaryota; Fungi; Ascomycota; Sordariomycetes; Xylariales; Xylariaceae. The record is from the annotation of a GenBank genome assembly.